AUUGCAUUGUAGAUCUCAAUCUAUUCGGAUUUCUCGGCUCACCGCAACGGCACCUCCAAAAUGACGUCAGCGCCAACUCCGCGCGGGGUCUCGUACCUUCGACCGCCCGCUCCAUCAGCCACCCGGUCGUCGAAGCUCUUUAAGCGGUCCUCGCCUGCUCACCUCUGCUCCCCAUCUGCGCUUCUCUAAUCCUGCUUUGAUCUCUGCUCUUCCCACGGCUCGAGCCGGUUGCUACUUGAAGCCAUGUCGAACCCCGAAGCUUCAGCAAAGCCCAGUCUGUCGCGCACUCGCAGCUCCGUGAGUGUGAUGUCGAGAAAGGCGCGCGACUCGUUGAAUAUCAGAAAAGCUGGAUCACUUGAAGACUCAAUCCGGACCUACAAGCUCCUCGGCGCGCUGCGGUCCAACGACCUCGAGUUCAUCAAAAAGCUCCUCGACGCCGACAACGAGAAAUCGAUCGGCGCGCCCGCAGAGCUGCUCACGCUCCUCCACACCGCAGUCCAGGUCUCGUCGCCGGCGACUGUCCAGUACAUUCUCUCGGCCAAAAACCCGUUCGUCGACAUCAACGCGACCGAUGUCAACGGCAACACGCCGCUGCAUCUGGCGGCCCUGCUCGGGCGCGAGGACGUGGUCUCGUUGCUGAUGGCGCAUCCGGAGAUUAACGACACGAUCGUCAAUCACGAGGGCAAACAGCCCGUCGAGAUGUGUCGGUACCCGGAGCUGGCGCAGGCCAUGCAGGUCUCGCGAGCACAGUUUGUUGAGAAGGUCGCGUCCGAGAUGAAGUCGUACUUUGAAAAAAGCGACACGGCUUCGUUGGAGCAGCUUCUUGCCAACCCACGAGCAGCCGCGUUGCUCGAUAUCAACGGCCAAGACCCCGACACCGGAAGCACUGUGCUGCACGAUUCCGUGCGGUCGAAAAAUAUAAAGCUGGUGCAGUUCAUCCUCGACCACGGCGGCGAUCCAUUCCGUCGCGAUCGCAAGGGUAAGCUGCCAGUCGACCUGGCCAGAGACGACACCAUCAAGAAGAUGCUCAAGGCCGCUUCAAAGAACCAGUCGAUUGUCACUGGAAACUCUGCGAAUGAAGCGCCGCGGAUGAAAGGAUACCUGAAGAAAUGGACAAACUACACGGGCGGAUACAAGCUGCGCUGGUUCGUGCUCGAGAACGGUGUGUUGUCGUAUUACAAAAAUCAGGAUGAUACCGGGACCGCCUGCCGCGGAUCGAUCAACAUGCGCAUUGCCACGCUGCGUCUAGACUCUUCCGAGAAACAGAGGUUCGAAAUCAUUGGUAAAGGAUCGGUUCGGUACCAUCUCCGCGCAAACCAUCCCGUCGAAGCCAACCGCUGGGUAUGGGCUCUCUCGCAGGCGAUCCAGCACGCCAAGGACCAGGCCAAGCUGCAAGAGUCGCUCGGGAUGCGGAAGAAGAUUGCGGGCGACACGCAGUCGCUGCAGUCGACGCCGUCGGACCGGUUUGUGGUUCCGCAGAACGUGCCGCGGUCGUCGAUGAUGAUCAGCGAGAGCGAUCGAAACAUGAGCCUGCCGAUCGUCAACAGCGGCGGGAAUAGUAUCCAAAACAGUCUCGAGCUCGACGACGACGACGGCGACGACGACGCGGACGACCGGGAGCUCAAAGACGACUUUGACGACGACGACUCUGAGCACGCGAUGCAGGAGGAGCCGCAUAAGGGCCAGGUCGAGGUUGUCGCGCACUCGAUCGAGAUGGAGAUCAAGAUUUUGCAAGACAUUGCCGCGUCGUUGACGGAAGAGCGCGAGGCGAUCGUGCGCGAGCAUCCGAAAGUCGAGGCCGCGUUCGAGUGCUACGAGCUCUCGCUCAAGAGUCUCAAGAACCUGAUGGACCAGCUGCUGCGGCAGACGAGCGACCGCGAAGCGUACUUCAAGCACGUGGCCGAGCGCGAGUCGGAGCUGCGGCGGAUCUGGGAGGAUAACAUGCGGCAGUUGGCGGAGGAAAACGAUCAGAUCGAAGGGCAUCUGCACGAUGUUGUCGAAGAGCGCAAGGCGGCGCGGAAGGCGCUGCGGGAGGUGCUCGGGACGCAUGACGCGGAGGUGACGUCGCCUGGGUCGGCGGCGGUGCUCACGGCGGUCAUGAACGAGGACGAGGAGGAUGAGUUCUUUGACGCGAUCGACAAUGAAGAAAAUACAGAGAAGAGGUCGGUCGGGUCUGUUGCGGCGGCGGCGUCGUCGUCGUCGGCGGUCGUGCCGUUGGCGAGCAACUCUGCGACUGAACUCGCAAAGGCGGCGGAUCAGGGUCUAACCGAGGCGCAGCGCAAGAAGCAGCAGGAAUUGAUCGCGACGGGCUCGUUCCACGGAUACGAGGACCCGCCCCGGACGCGGCUCGCGCUGGACGAAGACGAUCGGCCAAAGAUUAGUCUGUGGGGAAUUCUCAAGAGCAUGAUUGGCAAGGACAUGACGAAGAUGACGUUGCCGGUGUCGUUCAACGAGCCUACGAGUUUGCUGCAGCGCGUGGCGGAGGAUAUGGAGUAUACCGAUCUGCUCGACCAGGCUGCGCUGUGUGAGGAUUCCGCGCUGCGGAUGGUUUACGUUGCUGCGUUUGCGGCGUCGGAGUACUCGUCUACAAUCAACCGGAUCGCGAAACCGUUCAACCCGCUCCUGGGAGAGACGUACGAAUAUUGUCGGCCCGACAAGGGCUACAGGUUCUUGGUCGAGCAGGUGUCGCAUCAUCCCCCGGUCGGCGCCGCGCUGGCGGAGUCUGCGCGGUGGGAUUACUACGGUGAGAGCGCGGUGAAGUCCAAGUUCAACGGGCGGUCGUUCGACAUCAACCCGCUCGGGACAUGGUACCUGCACAUCCGGCCGACGAAAGGCGGCGAGGAAGUGAUUACGUGGAAGAAAGUGACGUCGUCUGUGGUGGGUAUCAUCACGGGCUCACCCGUGGUGGACAACUACGGCGACAUGAUCAUCACGAAUCACACGACGGGGGUGGUGUGUAAGCUGAGAUUCAAGCAGCGAGGGUGGUACGGCUCGGGCGCGUACGAGGUCAUCGGGACCGUGACCGACAAGGCCGGACGGCCGUACUGGUCUGUCGGCGGGCGAUGGAACGACAAGAUUUACGGGAGACGGUACCAGAGCGACACCGAGUCCGUGCUCGUGCAACUGAGCAAAGAAGUCGAAGGCUCAGCCGCGGACGGCACUUUAAAGCGCGUGAACACAGGCCUGUCCAAGAAACAGAGCAAUAUCUCGUCUGAAGUGACAAAGACGCUGAGCGGACCCAACCCGCCGUUUUUGGUGUGGCAGAACCAUCCGCGGCCGACGGCGCCGUUUAACUUGACGCCGUUCGCAAUCACGCUGAACGCGAUCAAUGAUAACCUGCGUCCGUGGGUUGCGCCGACGGAUACGCGGUUGCGGCCGGAUCAGCGCGCGAUGGAGGAUGGGAAGUAUGAUUUCGCGGCGACGGAGAAGAAUAGAUUGGAGGAGAAGCAGCGGGCGCGGCGGAAGCAGCGGGAGAUGGAAGGGUCGGUGCAUAAGCCGCGGUGGUUCGCGAAGGCGAAACAUCCGAUCACGGGAGAGGAGUAUUGGAAGUUCACGGGGGAGUAUUGGGAUGUGCGGGAGAAGAUGGGGAGGAAGUCUGUGGAGGUGAUGAGGGUGGGGGAGAAGAAGUUGGGAUGGCCUGCGGUGGAGGAUAUUUUCUAGUUUUGAUAGAGAAAUGCAGUCCUUCGAGUAGCAGACAAGAUAACAAUAAGAAUAAACAAAUAAGAACAGACAAGACUAACAAUAAGAAUGAAGACAAACAAUGGGCUAACUCCGAUGUGGGGUGCGGACGAGCGGAUCUUGAGUUUGUUGAUCCAUUGGACCGUGUAGAUCAGGGGAAAUGAUGAGGAUGAUAUAUGUUGCUACGGUGUAGG
This is a messenger RNA of Myxozyma melibiosi, 3872 nucleotides long. Its product is annotated as putative oxysterol binding protein. The record is from RefSeq and is a predicted model, not a curated record. The transcript is spliced from 3 exons. Bases 244 to 3660 code for a protein of 1138 amino acids. Gene Ontology annotation, molecular function: sterol binding; protein binding. Lineage: Eukaryota; Fungi; Ascomycota; Lipomycetes; Lipomycetales; Lipomycetaceae. Gene Ontology annotation, biological process: endocytosis; piecemeal microautophagy of the nucleus; exocytosis. Gene Ontology annotation, cellular component: membrane; nuclear envelope; intracellular membrane-bounded organelle.